This is a messenger RNA of Exophiala spinifera, 777 nucleotides long. RefSeq lists its product as uncharacterized. The record is from RefSeq and is a predicted model, not a curated record. The coding region runs from base 1 to 777 and encodes 258 amino acids. Lineage: Eukaryota; Fungi; Ascomycota; Eurotiomycetes; Chaetothyriales; Herpotrichiellaceae. The transcript is spliced from 2 exons.
AUGAUUCCUUGGAACCAAUUCACCUCCAGCCAGCAGGAUCCUGACUGGCGCAUCGAACUCAACGAACACAAUCUACUCUUCUACGUCAACAAGGGCCCAAGCCAACUCAGGCGUGUUCUAGACUCGCCAAUGCUUGAGUCUGCGCAGGAGCGCCAGUUCGUCUUAUCCCAGCUAGGACUGCCCAAUGUGAAUUUCGAAACCGAGCACGCCGGCAGAAUGGGCUAUGCCAUUCAACUCUUCUCCAAGCAUUUCAUCACCCACGAGACCGAUGAAUCGUUCUGUCCCUCGUCGCCACACUAUGAGGAUCUGACGGACUUUCGUAGUGCGUUUUCCUAUGCCGAGCCAACCCCGUCACUACCGAUGUCUGACCUUUUAGAAGGCCUUCCAUCACCAUCAUCCCCUACGCCAACCGUCAAGUCCCUGAGAUCGGCCAAAUCACCAAUGAGCGUGGAAUCGUUGAUGAAUCCAGAGAUUAGUCCACCAUCCGAACGCAAGCGGAAGUACUCCGACGAACGCUUUCCACCCAUUGACGCUGACGACGAUCCCGAAGGCCUUGAGGCUCUGGAAACGCCUGCAAGCCUCAAACAGACGUUCAAAUACGCACGGACUGCGAAAAUUGGGAAUGCACCAACUGCGCGGCUACGGAGGGACACUCGAAUGCGGCGACCGAACCUCGAUCGAGGCCACAGUAAGUUCAAGUACAUGGACGGUGGUCGCCAUCAGAACGACUUGAGGGGUUCGUCGUCAUUACUUGACUGGUCUCAAUACGGCGAUUGA